Messenger RNA from Candida tropicalis MYA-3404, 1005 nucleotides. RefSeq lists its product as uncharacterized. Gene Ontology annotation, cellular component: nucleolus. Gene Ontology annotation, biological process: maturation of SSU-rRNA from tricistronic rRNA transcript (SSU-rRNA, 5.8S rRNA, LSU-rRNA). The coding region runs from base 1 to 1005 and encodes 334 amino acids. Lineage: Eukaryota; Fungi; Ascomycota; Pichiomycetes; Serinales; Debaryomycetaceae. The transcript has a single exon. The record is from RefSeq and is a predicted model, not a curated record.
AUGACUAAUAAUUCAGAAGAUGAUGAAUAUCUUAAAGCAUUAGAAAUUCAAAGAAGAAAUUUUGAAGCUCAAUUUGGAUCUAUUGAAGAUUUAGGAUUUACAGAUAAAUCAAAAUCAACCAAAUCUAUAAAUGAAUCAGAAGAUGAAGAAUCAAAUUCAAAUUCAAACUCAUCGGAUGAUGAAGAAGAUAUAAACAUAUCUGGAUCUGACUCAGAAGAAGAUGGAGAAGAAGAAUCAAUAUCAUCUUCGGAGGAAGAAGAGGAAGAACUAAUCAAACCUAAAGUAGUCAAACUCAACUCAUCGUCAUCAUCAUCGUCAACUAUAUCAAAUAUUUCUAGAAUAGAUAAAAAAUUAUUGAAAUCAGGUAGAGCACCAACACUUGAAGAAAUAACCAAAAAACAACACGAAGCAAAUAAACAAACCAAUAAACAACAACAAUUAUCAUCAUCAUCUAAAGAAUCAUCAGAAGAUCUUGAAAAUGAUUUAAAAUUACAAAGAUUAUUAAAAGAAUCACAUAUAUUAUCUAAUUCUUUAGAAUAUUCUGGAGUUAAUCUUACUUUAGAAACUUUAAAUUAUGAAGAUCCAACAGGUAAAGCACGUAAAAGAAUGUUAACUUCAAGAAUAAGAGAUUUAUCAAGUAUAAAUUCAACUGGUUUACCUAAAAAAUUAGAAUCAAUGCCAAUGAAUAUGAGAAAAGGUAUGAUUAAAAAGAGACAAGAAAGAAUUGAAAAAUUUGAAAAUGAUGCUAAAAAUGCUGGAAUUGUUUUAUCAAAAGUUAAAAAAGGUCAAUUAAGAGAUUUAAAUGCUGGUAAAGGUUCUACUUUAUCAAGUGAUAGAAUAGGUACUGGUAAAAAAGUAAUUAAAAGAGUUAGAGAUCGUGGUUUGAAAAUUCAUGGUAUUGGGAAAUCUACUAGAAAUGGUUUGGUUUUUUCUCAAAAUGAUAUUGAUAGAAUUAAUAAUAAAGGGAAAAGUGGUAAAAAUAAUAAUAGAAGAAAAAGAAGGUAA